AUGCCUGGCGGGGGUGUGCGGUGGGUAGAUUUCCGGUCAUCUGCGACGAGGCAGCCCCUGCACGCCUCGCAUCCAGCCCGGUUGCACAUGCACGCCCGAACCAGGAAUCCUCGCCGCCCGUACACGAAGACCGAAACACCAGCCGUCGCCGCGCCCCCACGCCCGCAGCCGCCCCACACCCGCCCGUACACGAAGACCGAAACACCAGCCGUCGCCCGCGCCCACGCCCGCAGCCGCCCACACCCCGCCCGUACACGAAGACCGCCAGCCGUCGCCACGCCCCCACGCCCGCAGCCGCCCACACCCGCCCACACGAAGACCGAAACACCGCCACGCCCCCACGCCCCCCACCCGCCCACACCCCGCCCUUCUUCGCGCCUCGGAAUGAAAAAGAGAGACACAACCCCAAAACCAGAAAAUCACACACGCUCUAUUCCAAGCCACCUUCCCACAAGCCCCUCCCUCCCUCCCUCCCUCAGGCGCCAGAAUCAUUAA
Messenger RNA from Penaeus vannamei (Pacific white shrimp), 495 nucleotides. Lineage: Eukaryota; Metazoa; Arthropoda; Malacostraca; Decapoda; Penaeidae. The record is from RefSeq and is a predicted model, not a curated record.